This is a messenger RNA of Acanthoscelides obtectus, 1953 nucleotides long. The record is from the annotation of a GenBank genome assembly. NCBI's taxonomy places the organism in Eukaryota, Metazoa, Arthropoda, Insecta, Coleoptera, Chrysomelidae.
AAUUUAUCAUUAUAUAUAAAGCCGUUAUUAUUAUAUGUUGUACUUGUGACUAGCAAACCCUUGCGGAGUGGUGAAUUUAGCUAAAAAAAUGGCUGUAUCCUCCUAUUUACACGUCGGACAAUACCAAAAAAAGUCUGAGAUCGGCUUAACCCUAAGAAAAUAGAUUUGGCGACAAAUAAGGCGAACGUCAUUUUUAAAAAUACCUAACCUCUAAUUAUCCUAAUAUGUCAACUUUUGACCAUAAUUUGUUCAUUUAUUGUGGUUAUUGCAAUUCUUAACAAAAUGUCCAUAAACGGAGUAACAUAAACAGCAAGAAUACAUCUACACAAAGAGAAAUGAGUCUCUCAAGGACUUUGCUAGCAUCCAUCAUGCAUGUCAACAGAAAUAUGGGGGGCUCAGUGAUAAACAGCUAUCACUUAUGUCUACAAAUUAGACAAACACAUAGGAAAUCAAUUUACAAAACAGAGGCGAAGAAAAUCAGAGUUUAUGCUGUUAAUAGAUAUUGGGAAUAUCUGAAGAAUUAUGACAAGAUACUGGAAAAGCGGUUUCCAGCUGCUAUGAAAGUAUAUAGAGUAUUUGUGGAUGGAGUUAAAGAAUUCAUGAAAGACACCAAAGAAUAUUUUCGCAUUGUAGUAAUCCUUAACAAAACAAACUUUGAUUUCUCUAAAUUACUCAGAAGAGAAAUUGAGUUGUAUCACCAAAUGCCUAAAGACAUGAGAAAAGUAGCUCCAAUACUGCUAUUCUCAUCAUUACCAUUUGCAUUCUACAUUCUUCUACCUUUAGUAUAUAUGUUUCCAAAACAACUGCUUAGUUCACAUUUUUGGUCAUUGCAGCAAAAAUCAGAAUUUGGUACCUUGUAUUUGAAAAAAAGACUAAUUCACAAUAAACCUGUAUUUAGGCACUUACAAACACAAUUAGAUUAUCUUAAGUCUCACCCUUUGUACUACCAUUGGGGAGAAGUUUUAGGGAAGAUAGGUAGUGGGGCCAAUCCUUGUGUUAAGGAAGUUAUUAAAUGCAAGCCAUUGUUCACUGGUGAGCCUUAUCAUUUGCUGUACCUCAGUAGGAACCAUGUAGUGCACCUACUGAAAAUGCAUGAACUACAUAUUGGAUGGUUUAGAAGGUCAAGAUUAGCAGAACGAGCGUUUUUAUUGAAAGAAAUGGACAAGGCAAUUUUGAGAGAAGGAGGAGUACAUAACAUGCCGACUGAAGCAUUGAGGAAAUGCUGUUAUAUUAGAGGUCUAAAUCCAACCAAUCUAAGUAAUGAAGAAAUGAUCUGCUGGUUGACAAAUUGGAUCGAAUUGACAAGUGAAGUGGACAGAAACAGUUAUUCUUUGCUUCUCCAUGCACCAGUACUGCUAUCAUAUAAUACACCUUCAAAUUGGGUACUGAUCUACCCACCAAAAUGAACACGUUCACUAAAUAGUUCAAAGCUUUAUCCAAAGAUAUUACGUAUUAUGUUAUUUUUGUUGCUCUAACAGUACCCUCGGUUUCAACCGGCAAUUGACAGCAAUAACAACUCAAAUAUUCUAUCACGUGAAGAACAUGUUACCGACCAAUUGAUUCUGACUUGACCUUGAGGAUUUGCUAUACUCUUAAGUUUUAGUAAAGAUUAUUAUUUCAUUUUCUAUUGAAAUUCAAUAAUUUAAAAUAUCACAUAAAAUGCCGAUUUACAGUUUUUAUGGAUCACUCUAAGAUUAACUAGCACAUGUUUUGUUGUGUCUAUUACAACACUGCUUUGCACCUUUUGUAAUCAAUCUUGUUUCACUUUGAUGGCACCAUUUAAGCAGAGAAUUUUCUAAAAAUACAUAUAUACAUUCGGUCAUUCAAUUGCUGGUGUGAUUUGUUAAAUAUAGCAACAUUUCUAUUAGUACCUUUAUUGCUGUGAACUUUCAAAUGUUAAUUGUGAUAUUGUAUCAUUUUAAAUGAAAUAAAAAAAUAUAAUGUUGUAAAACG